Giardia duodenalis is the source of this 2481-nucleotide messenger RNA. RefSeq names its product Coiled-coil protein. The transcript has a single exon. Gene Ontology annotation, cellular component: cytoplasm. The coding region runs from base 1 to 2481 and encodes 826 amino acids. Lineage: Eukaryota; Fornicata; Diplomonadida; Hexamitidae. The record is from RefSeq and is a predicted model, not a curated record. Gene Ontology annotation, biological process: axoneme assembly.
AUGGAUCUCGAUAUGCAGCCCGAAGACGUUGUUCUUCUGGACGACAAUAGUCAAAUGCUCUUAGCACCGGACCAUCCUUUACUAGCUCCCAUUCAGAAGCGGCUGCUAGAUCAGGUUACAAAAGAGCUAAACAGCGCAAACGAAACGAGAAGAGAGCUGAAGCGCAUCAAAGCACAGUUAGAAAAAGCGCACGAGGCGACUGGUGUUGAAUUAUACACCUAUCAGAGACAGCUUUCUGAGACUCAGAGUCGGAUUGAGAAAUUAGAGAUGGAGCAUGCUGAGACUGUUAGCAAACGCAUGAAGAUGCAAGAAGCAAGCAAGGUAGUCUCUGAACGGCUUCACGAUAGCGAGAGCCAGCUCAACAUAUUGCUUCAAAUGGAAGAAAAGACCCGUGAGGACAACCAAGCUAUAGCUAUGCAAGUUAUAGAAUUGGCAACGAAGAAUGAGGCCCUCCGCUCAGAUGCGGCAGUCCGUAAGCGCUCGGUAUACCGGGCAGAGGAGCAAAUCAAGGCUCUAGAGCGGUUGAAGGAGCAGCAAGAUCAAUAUAUUGCAGACUUGACAGACGAGUUAAAGCGUCUGCAAGAUGAAGAAACCUACCUGGCCAAGCAAUUAGACACUCAAAAGGCAACUACCUCACAGGCAAAUGAGAUCCUUAAGGAGGCGUACAAGCAGAUGGAGACUAUAGAGGCAGACAUCGCUAAUCUCCGUCUUCAGUGGGAGCUCACUCUUAAUGCCAUCGAGAAGCGUAGCGCUAAUAUCCGUACGAUAGAGGAGGAGAAGCUUUCGGAGGCUGACUCCGAGAGAGCGGCGCUACGGGCUGGCUUAGUGAACACGCGCAAAGAAAUACAGAAGGUUAGGGAUAACAUUUUGUCACUCAAUGACCAGACAAGGGCAAAGAAUGCCGUUCGCCAAUUUUGUUUGGCUAAAAUUGACAACAUACGUAACAACCAGCUUGCUAAGCUUAGUAUAAAAUAUGACACAUUAAACAACUCUCUCCAAAAGGCUUCUGAGACGCUGAGAAAGUUGGAGCAAGCCAUUGCAAACGUUGUAAAAGACUCCUCAGAUCUGUCUCUCAAAAAUGAUGGAAAACAGCAGGCCAUCAAUACAAUGGAGGGGAAUAUCCUCGUUGAUAACGCAGAACAGACGUCUGGAAAUAGACAGUUAAUGGCUCUGAACGCAAAGCUCAAGUCUCUUAAGGUGAGUAUUGAAAAGCUUGAACGCGACAUUUCUAAAACCAACAACGAAUACAGCAAGUGUGAGCUCGAUAGCAUCACCGCAGAGACUGCUCUGGAAACACUCAAAAACGCCAAGUAUGCACUUCAAAAAGAGGUUGCCGAGAAAGACGCCUUAGUCUCUUCAUAUGAGAUUCAGAUAAACAAGAAUAGCAACAGCAUUGAGCAACGAUCAUCUGCCAUCACACGCCUAAAUAGGAAGCUCGAGGAGCAUCAGCGAAAUAACCCUGAAAGUGAUAAUGGUCCUUUGGAGGCCAUGCUAAGCAAUCUGGGGAAGGAGAUUGGUAAAGCCAUUAAGGAUGUAAAGAAUAGCCAGUCUAUGUGGCUCAAAGCACAAACAGAGCUGGUUCUGUGUCAGAAGAAGAGAGAUGAGGAGCUUGCGCUAUUGAGCCUUAAAGAGGAUCAGCGCGACGUCCUUUCAAGAAAGCUUCAAGAAAUAGAACACGAGGUAGAGGGUGCUAACCUGAAGGUAAAGGCAAUCCAGCGCGAAAUUGAGCAUGUACACGAGGACAUUAAACGCUUGAAUUCAGAAUUGGGGACGGCUAUAAACGAAGAAGAAAAGCUGAACAGCGCCAACUAUGUGGCAGAAACAGAAGCUUUGUCCUCUGUAGAACAAAUGGAGACGCUGAUACGAGGCAUGGAGACCAAGCUGACAUCUCUCAAGGACGAAAAGGCAGAGGCGGCCGGCUGCCUUGUGGAAGUUGAAGAGCAGAUUCUGCUUUGGCAGAGAAAGCUAGCAAUGCAGACUGCAUUGUUAGAGAAUGUUCAGAAAAACUUGCACAAAGACAACGAUGGAGAGCUCGCCGUUCUUGAAAACGAGUGCCAUAAGAUGUAUCUCACGCUCCAAGGGCUAACUAAGCUCCAAGCAUCUCUUCUGAGCCAGCUUGAACAAGGAGUCAACAUUCGUGGGAGCUUAGCAGAGGCUGGGCGUGCAAGAAUGGUUGUAGCUCAAACCAAGGGUGGAAACAGGCCGGCCCUUUUGGUCAGCAGAGAGAUAGAAUCCCUCCGCAGUGAUUUGGCAGACAAACAUAGGAAGUCCGAGGAGUUAAAGUUGAAGCUGGAAGAGGAGAUCCAUCGACGCACCAAACUCAGCAGUGAGGUCGAUGAGCUCAGUCAAGUAUAUGCCAGGCUAUCACAAAAGCUUAAUAACUUCCGGACUCAUGGCAUGGUGGACCGCGAUCACGCUGACCCCAACGUUCCGGACAACAUGAGCGACUUCAUGAGCGAUAGAGACGUGGAGGGGCUCUAA